GCGUCAAACAGGCGCACCCACUGUGUAACCCCCUAACACUCUGCUCCGAGUUUAGUCUGGAUGGAAAGAGUUGAUGCAGACUAGUGGGAAGUUCAGAACAAGGCCCAGCAUAACGGAGCUAAAAAGCUAAGACAGCGGGAGCUGUGACACUAUCACCCGGGAGGAGCUGGUGUUUAGACCCAAACGCGGAGGGCUGCGCUUUUUGAUCUAACUUCAACAUAGGAACUAAUUGACCGGAAAGGAGAGACAAGGCAGAUAUCUGGUUCUUCUAUGAUAACUUCCUGGCAAAGUCACAAAGAAUUUGAGAUAAAUUCAGCAGACAAGUUCCAGCCGUGCCAUCCCUGCAGCCAUGAAUGAUUCCAUUGAUGACUAUAACUACACGUACAGUUACGACCUAGAUUACGGCGACAUUGACGAUAUUAGGGUUGAGCACAGUCAGACAGAACCUAUGCACAUUUUCUCUGUAGUUAUCUACAUAAUCUCUUUCAUGCUUGGUGUGAUCGGCAAUGGAGCUGUUAUUUGGGUGAUGGCAUUUAAAUGCAAAAAGAGAGUCAACAGCGUGUGGUUGCUCAAUCUUGCCAUAGCCGAUUUUGUAUUUGUGCUCUUCCUGCCGUUCUUCAUUGAUUACAUUAUGCGGGACUUCCACUGGGAGUUCGGUGUGGCUAUGUGUAAGAUUAACUCCUUUGUGUCCGUGAUGAACAUGUAUGCCAGUGUGCUGUUUCUCACAGUGCUCAGUAUAGAUAGGUACGUUUCUGUCGUCCAUCUUAACUGGUCUCAGAAGUAUCGCACCGUAAACCGAGCUUGGUUCGCAUGUGGUUGUAUUUGGGGGCUAGCCGCCACCUUGAGCAGUCCUGCUCUAAUCUUUCGUGACACGAUGACCUUGGGCGACAAGGUGGUGUGCUUCAACAACUUCCACACACACGACCCUCAUAUAGCGGCCAUGAGACACAUCACGAUAGUGAUUAUCCGCACCACUGUGGGCUUUCUUUUGCCGCUGACUGCUAUAAGCGUGACGGGUAUACUUCUGAUAGUGAAAAUGAAACAAUCUGGGAGUUCAGUUCAGUUGUCUAGCUUCUCCAAAACAGUCACUGCAGUAAUCCUCGCCUUCUUUUUGUGCUGGACACCUUUUCAUACUUUCAGCCUGAUGGAGUUAACCAUACAUUCCUCACCUUACUUACACAAUUUACUGAAAACUGGCUUUCCUCUCGCCACUAGCUUGGGCUUUUUUAACAGUUGUGUAAAUCCCCUGCUGUACAUGUUUCUGACUAAAAAAGUGCGCAAUAUCAUCAAGCAAGCCUGUCUGGACAUAACCAAGAAUUCACUUAGAGAGUUCAGCCAAUCGAUCUCUGCCACUGAGAUCGAAUCUGUGGCAGGAGUUUAUGAGAAUGGUGUUCACGGUGAGCACGUGGCAUCAUCAACAAUCUGAUUGUUACUAUCCCCAGACUUGUGAAGCUCUCCAUUUUAAAAAAGAAGAAGUGGUUAAGUAUUACUUUAGCAUAAAUGUAGAGGGUUAUUAGAGUUGUUAAGAUUUUUCCUAUGUUUUAUUUGCGCAGAGUCACGCCAACUUCAACUGACAAUUACUCUUCAUGGAUAAUGGACAAUGGAACAUAAACACAGAUUCAAUAUCUUUCCAUCUACUUUGCAUAAACCCAGUCAUCUGCAGAGAAACUGGCUAGAUGAAAUCAAAACCAUUAAGCUGAUCAACAGAAAAUCUAUCUGCAAUUAUUUUGGUUUCUAAUCAUUCAAAUAAAUUGCAAAACAAACACGCCAGGAAGUCCCUUCUUGAAGAUUUUAAUGGUCAUGCACGAGUUACCGACUGGUAAAACGUCUGCGUGAUGGUUGGACUGCUCCUUACAAUAAUCAAGUAAUUUCAACAUGCCUCCUUGGCCAGUGGAAAAUGGUGAUGGAUGACUGCUAUUAAUAUUUUACAACAUAAAUCAUGAAAUAUUAGACUUUGCAACUAUGACUACACGUAUUUAUGUGACAUUUAGCCACUUUGUCUGUAUUUCAACCUUUUGAAUCAAGCCAUCUUGUAAGUACUGCUUUGGUUCUUAUGGAUGACAAAAAUAGUCCUUUUUGACUGUAGUCUCCAUUGCAACAUAGCAUUAUUUUGGUUUUAUAUUGCCAUAUCAGCUGCUAGAAUAAUGUAUUAAUGUAUCUUACGGAUGUUUAUGCUGGUUAAAAACUGU
Pelmatolapia mariae (spotted tilapia) is the source of this 2189-nucleotide messenger RNA. It is a transcript of the gene cmklr2, whose product is annotated as chemerin chemokine-like receptor 2. The transcript has 3 exons. Gene Ontology annotation, cellular component: plasma membrane. Gene Ontology annotation, biological process: complement receptor mediated signaling pathway; inflammatory response; chemotaxis. The coding region runs from base 350 to 1426 and encodes 358 amino acids. Gene Ontology annotation, molecular function: complement receptor activity; G protein-coupled receptor activity. The record is from RefSeq and is a predicted model, not a curated record. Lineage: Eukaryota; Metazoa; Chordata; Actinopteri; Cichliformes; Cichlidae.